This is a messenger RNA of Amyelois transitella, 1116 nucleotides long. RefSeq lists its product as uncharacterized. Gene Ontology annotation, cellular component: membrane; cytosol. Lineage: Eukaryota; Metazoa; Arthropoda; Insecta; Lepidoptera; Pyralidae. The transcript has 6 exons. The record is from RefSeq and is a predicted model, not a curated record. Bases 1 to 1116 code for a protein of 371 amino acids.
AUGUAUGCAAGUCACGUCGUUUAUUUGCUCGCUUUUAUCGGUGGUUCUUUGGCAAUAUAUCCUUAUUUUGACACUCAAGAUUUUAUCUACAAUGUGCCUAAAGUGUUCAGAAUAUCGAUCACUCUGGAUAGAUUACUUGAUUAUUAUGAAAGGAAACCUUCAAAGGAUCCCGAGUGGUACAUUGCUUUAGGUUUGGCAAGAGGUCAAAUGGAAUAUACAAUUAACGAAUUAGAUAAAUCAGUGCCAGAGAAAUUAAAAGAGAAUUUGAAGAAUUUAACUAGAAGAAUGGACCGCAUUCAAAAUAACACAGAUAUCACCAAACUAGUCUAUCGCAGCAAGGACUAUGAAUAUGUGGCCAAAGCAAUUUUCGAGAACAUGGAUGUACUAUCGAGCUUGAUGGAACCUAUAACUUUAGGGACGAUGGGCACUCAGAAACCGUACCGCUUCACGUUCGAACAAUACGUGCAGGAAGCAAGGACUAAGAUGCCUAGUAGAAAGGCGGCCGAUGCCUGUACGAUGCAAAUACUGAUUUCGGCAAUGGAGACGCAAACGACGCAAUCUGAAGGCGAGUGUGAGUUCUCCCCGGAAUGCCGCAUGCAGGUCAUGCAGGGCUCGGGGCUGGCGUUCCAGCAGACCAGUCGAGUUCGUACAGCUGUAUUAGCUAAACUUUUUGAAUGUAUGGAAGGCGUAGACUUACCUGCAUACAUCUACAAAUUAUGCAUCCAAAUUUAUAAAGAAACCAAAUCGCUAGAGGCUUGGGAUCACCCUGCUGGCACUAGGACGUUGUUUAUGCAGCAAAUCUGGUAUUGUGCUGCGCAAGGCUAUGGAGAGUUUAUAAAGCCUCGUUGGAUGAAUAAAAUUAUGUCAUGGCAAGAACCUAAGGGUUGCUAUGCCGAUGAUCGACAGCCGUUCUUAAAACUGACCGGUUUUAUCAGUUCUACGUCGGCAGCUCCAAACAAGGAACGCGAGGAGGAAUACAGAAUAAAGAAAGCCGCAGAGUCCGAAGGCGGAGCGUGCAAUUCCUUGACCUCGGCGAUGGCCCUUGGCUCCCUGGUGGUCUACGUACGAGCUUUACUUGAAACUAAUCAGGCUUUUCAGUAUGAUGUGCUUGUUUGA